This is a messenger RNA of Prosopis cineraria, 4527 nucleotides long. Its product is annotated as formin-like protein 1. The record is from RefSeq and is a predicted model, not a curated record. Gene Ontology annotation, molecular function: actin filament binding. Bases 367 to 4212 code for a protein of 1281 amino acids. Gene Ontology annotation, biological process: actin nucleation; actin cytoskeleton organization. The transcript is spliced from 4 exons. NCBI's taxonomy places the organism in Eukaryota, Viridiplantae, Streptophyta, Magnoliopsida, Fabales, Fabaceae.
ACAGAGUCUCUGUUCUGAAAUCCUAAUAAUGGCGUAAUCCGCGACCAGCAGAAUCUUAGCUGGAUACAUCCAUUUGCCUUUCUCCCUUAAUUUACUCUCUCUCUCUCUCUCACAGCUUUUUUUUUUUUUUCCCUCUGAUUCGACCUUUUCACAGUCUCUCUCUCCCCUCCUCUGUUCUCCCUGUGACUCUCUCUCUUUCUCACUCCUUCAUCACUGUGUCUGUGUGCGCGCGUCUCUCUCUCUCUCUCUCUCUGUCUCUCCCCGUCCCAUUACUGCAUUAUCCUCUCUCUUCUCUUUUCUUCGCCUCUUAGUUCUUGCCCAUCCUUCUUCAUUCUCACAAAGAGAGAGACACGCAUACACACUACAAUGCGUUCCUUCUUCACGAUUUUCUUCUUCUUCCUCCUCCUUUUGACCUGCCUGCCUCUGAUUCUCUGUUUAAAACCCGUUCUUUCUCCAGGACGGAGGAUCCUGCAUGAGCCAUUUCAGCCUUUGGGUUCUCCUCCUCCUUCUCCGCCUCCAAUCUCUCCUCCUCCUUCACCCCCAGCGCCGCCCAACGCUAAAUACCCCUUUUCCACUACUACCCCUAAUCAAUCUCCGUUUUUCCCUACCUACCCUUCACCUCCUCCGCCUCCUUCUCCGGCUUCUUUUGCUUCCUUCCCCGCCAAUAUCUCAUCUCUCAUACUCCCGCACGCAUCCAAAUCUAAAUCCUCUUCCGGGAAACUGCUCGGAGUUGCCAUUGGUGCUGUCGUCUGUGCUGUUCUUGUCGCUGGCAUUUCUGCUUUUGUUUACUGUCGGCGGAGGAGGAAGCAGUACUCUGCGGACGAGAAGACUCUCAGAUCCGAUAGUAGUCUCCGGCUGUUCCCUCCCAAUGCUGAAUCUGGUAAUGGAGGUCGAAAGGUGAGGCACACCUCUUCAACUAGCUCCGAGUUUCUUUAUCUCGGUACCAUUGUUAAUCCGAGGGGUGUCGAGGAUCGUUCUGGUUCGCGCGCCAACGAUGGUGGUCACGAUGGACGUAGUGGCGGUGGCGGAGGAGGAAGUGGGGGUGGUGCUGCUGCUGUGGACCCUCGGAAAAUGGACUCGCCGGAGCUCCGUCCGCUUCCGCCUCUUGUGCGGCUAGGUUCGAGACAGCAAUAUGGAGCGGCUCGUGAUGAUGCGGGUUCCGCUACGGCGGACGAUGAGGAAGAGGAAUUCUACUCGCCCAAAGGAUCUCUGGGUGGUCAAGAGAGUUCAAAUGGCACUGGAUCAGGUUCUCGUAGAGUGUAUGCGGCGAUUGCGGGAGAGAAUUUUAUGGGUGGCAGCAGUGAAUCGAGUUCUAGUUCGUAUUCUUCUUCCACUUCGGGCUCACCGGGUCGGUCACAUUCGAUUAGCCUAUCACCGCCGGCGAGCUUGAGCCCCAAAAGAUCGCAGCCGAAAUCACCGGAAGCUACAGUGGUGGACAGCUCUCCUCUGCUGCCAUCAUCCCCACCGCUACCACAGCCACCACUGCCUGCUCAACCCCAGACUGAAGCGCACACAGGCGAGGGAUCUUUACGCUCAUCGUCAGAGAGAAGCCAGUUUUCUUUAUCUCCAGUACGCAAUCAGCAUGUGCAAUCUUCUUCAAUGUCUUCAUUAUCUUCAACACCAGAGAUAGCUUCUGGACGAGAUGGUCAGUCUCCAUUGCUGUCUCCGCUCUCGUUAUCACCAAAUAGAGCUUCUGGGAAGAACCCAGGCGGGGCAGCGAGAGCAACAAGCGUCACAUUUGAAAAUGUUCGGUCUUCUUCCUCGUCUCCUGUUUCUUCAUCGCCCGAGAGAUGUGUUGAGAAAAAAUCAGAUGCGCCCGAGAGGCAUGAUGAGAAAUUUUCUCAUUCGUCACCAAGAUUUCCGGAUGCACCAAUAGAUAGAAAUGCGGACAAAAUUUCAUUUGGAUCACCAAGAUUAUCCACUACCUCGCCGGAAAGGGAUGUGGAGAAAAUUUCAUGUGCGCCAUCAAGAUUAUCAGCUGCAUCACCGCAGAGAAAUUCUGGGAAAACUUCCUGCGAGUCUUCAAGAUUAUCCACUGCAUCAUGUGAGGGAGACGCGGAAGCAGUAUUAUGUGCAUCAUCAAGAUUAUCCGAUGCAUCACCGGCGAGAAACGGGGAGAAGAUCUUAUGUGCGUCACCUAGAUUAUCCAGUGCUUCGAAUCAUAGCGAGAAGUCUCUGUCGUCUUCUUCAGCUUUCUCUCUGCCAUCAUCACCUGAAAAAGUGGUUGAGCACGGUUUGGAUCACUCUCCAAGUCUAUCAAAUGUUUCAGAUCGGUAUAGGCAAUCUCCUAUGCCGACCCUGCUUUCAUCACCAGAAAGAGAAUUGAACAACACUUCAGAUGAUUCUCCUACAGUUGAAAAUGUUGUGGAUCAAAACAGAGAUUCUCCAGUUCUUGCUUCUCUUCCACCUCCGCAACCACAGCGAAAACACUGGGAGAUUCCCAUCCUCACAUCCCUUUUUGGCCAAACAGCAAGAGGAGAUAAAGUUUUGGAUCAAAAUGCGGAAUCUCCAGUUCCUGCUACACCACCACAGCGGAAACAUUGGGAGAUUCCAGUUUUCUCAACACCCAUUGCUCAGCCCAGAGUUUCUCCCGCUCCCCCUCCUCCUCCACCACCACCGCCUCCUCCUCCACCUCCACCUCCAGCUCAGCCACCCCACCAACGAAUACGGAAACAAUGGGAUGUUCCAUCUCCUUCGACACCCACUGAUCAGCCAGUUUCUAGGCCGCCAGAACUGAUACCACCUUCCAGGCCUUUUGUGGUGACAAAUCCAACAACUGAUGUGUCUCCAGUUGAGUUGCCUCCAAAUUCUCAGCAACAAAAUUUGGGGAUAAAUGAGGAGACUCCAAAACCAAAGUUGAAGCCGUUGCAUUGGGAUAAAGUUAGAGCUAGUUCUGAUCGUGAAAUGGUGUGGGAUCAGUUGAGGUCAAGCUCUUUUAAAGUAAACGAGGAAAUGAUUGAGACAUUGUUUGUUGUCAAUACACCAAAUCCAAAACCAAAGGAUACUACACCAAGAUCAGUUCUUCCCCCGCCAAAACAGGAGGACAGGGUACUUGAUCCUAAAAAGUCACAAAAUAUUGCAAUUUUACUGAGGGCACUAAACGUGACUGUUGAAGAAGUUUGUGAAGCUCUAGUAGAAGGUAGUGCCGAUACAAUUGGAACAGAACUACUCGAAAGCUUGUUAAAGAUGGCGCCAAGCAAAGAAGAAGAACGUAAACUGAAGGAACAUAAAGAUGACUCACCAACCAAACUUGGUCCUGCAGAGAAAUUCUUGAAGGCUGUGCUUGAUGUACCAUUUGCGUUCAAAAGGGUGGAAGCCAUGCUUUACAUGGCUAAUUUUGAGUCUGAAGUUGAGUAUCUCAGGAAGUCGUUUGAAACUCUGGAGGCUGCCUGUGAGGAGCUGCGCAACAGUAGAAUGUUCUUGAAACUUCUAGAGGCUGUGCUCAAAACUGGGAACCGUAUGAAUGUGGGGACAAACCGUGGCGAUGCACAUGCCUUUAAGCUUGAUACGCUUCUCAAGCUUGUUGAUGUUAAAGGCGCCGAUGGGAAGACCACCCUACUGCAUUUUGUUGUACAGGAAAUUAUAAGAACUGAGGGUGCUCGUCUCUCGAGUACUUCACAAACUUCAAACUCCUCUUCGAGCGAAGAUGCCAAGUGUAGGAGGCUUGGUCUACAAGUCGUUUCGAGCCUGAGUUCAGAGCUAGCAAACGUAAAGAAGGCUGCUGCUAUGGAUUCUGAGGUUCUCAAUGGUGAUGUCUCCAAACUUUCUAAAGGAAUUUCUUACAUAAAAGAGGUGGUGAAACUAAACAAAGCGACAAAGCAAGAUGAAAGUGGUAACAAAUUUACAGAAUCAAUGAACAAAUUUAUGAUGAUGGCUGAGGAGGAGAUCCUGAAGAUUCAAGCCCAAGAAAGUGUUGCUCUUUCCUUAGUGAAGGAGAUUACAGAGUAUUUCCAUGGUAACUUGGCAAAGGAAGAAGCUCAUCCAUUCAGAAUCUUCAUGGUGGUGAGAGAUUUCUUAUCGGUUCUUGACCGAGUCUGCAAAGAAGUCGGUUUAAUAAACGAGAGGACCAUGGUUAGUUCUGCCCAUAGAUUCCCAGUUCCAGUAAACCCCCUCCUUCCGCAACCCCUAAACCCUAUGCUUCCACAACCCCUACCUGGAUUAUAUGGAAAGAGACAUUACAGCUCUUCAGAUGAUGACAGUCCUUCUCCAUAGCUACAAGGUUCUUAUCUUAUCCCUGAGGUUCAUGGCUGCAUCUUUUGUAGAAACAACCUGGUACCAGGUGUUUUUGACUGGUGGGAGCGUGUAUGGUCUGCUCAAAAUGAUGCAACUCUUUUUGGUUCUCUGUUUAAAAAUUGUAAAAAUCCAUGUAAAAGAUUUGAGUUAUGUUAUAUAUAAGAUUAUAUGUAGAGUAGAAGCUGUUUUUUAUUUUUUUGGAAGAAUAAGUUUGCCAUGCUAUAUGAAUAGGAUGUGCAUUGUUAGAUUAUAACUUAUAACCAUGUGUAUAAAGCUAUUCAAUAGUUCUAUCAA